AUGUCUUCAUUCAACCCACUUACCUCAAUUUUGAACCAAAACAAGUUAGAAGGACCUAAUUAUGUUGACUGGAAAAGGAACCUUGAUAUUGUCCUAACUGCUGAAGGUUACAAAUUUGUAAUCACUGAGGAAUUCCCAGAAAAACCUGAAAAUGCUACGGAUGAUCAGCAUCAGUCCAUGGGGUCUGCUUACGAUAUGCUCGAAAGUCUCAAAGAGAUGUUCAGUGAGCAAAAUCGCGCAGCUAAGCAGACAACCAUGAAAGCCCUUUUGAACACAAAGACGGCAGAAGGAUCAUCGGUCAGGGACCAUGUUCUGAAGAUGAAGAGCCUUCUGAAUGAACUGGAGAUUCGGGAGCCACUAAUCACAGCUGCAAUUCUUUGCAGGGGUUUCAGGAAACGCGGCGGCUAA
Nicotiana attenuata is the source of this 408-nucleotide messenger RNA. RefSeq lists its product as uncharacterized. NCBI's taxonomy places the organism in Eukaryota, Viridiplantae, Streptophyta, Magnoliopsida, Solanales, Solanaceae. The transcript is spliced from 3 exons. Bases 1 to 408 code for a protein of 135 amino acids. The record is from RefSeq and is a predicted model, not a curated record.